UCUUUUGCCCCUUCUUCCAUUCCCACAAAAUGCUCUUUGCUUUGCCCCCUCCCCACCCCAACUCUUUCUCUCUUUGAAUUUAGGGUUUUCUCCUCCAUUAAUUAUCAGGGCUAUCUCUCUGUGAAAUUGUGCCCCUCCAGUUCCUGCAGUACUACUUAUUCCCCACCUUGUCUUCAUCUUUGGAGAAGCAAAGAAUUAACACUCUCUUGCAAGUGAGGGAAAAGGUACGUACGUAGUAGUGCCCUUUUCCUCCUUAUUCUGAUCAAAGACCAGACCAGACAGAGGUAAAAUCAUACAUUCAUCAAUGGCUUCCUCCAGCUCCUACAACUCUCCCUGCGCUGCCUGCAAGUUCUUGCGGCGGAAGUGCACGCCGGGCUGCAUCUUCUCCCCCUAUUUCCCCCCAGAAGAGCCGCAGAAAUUCGCCAAUGUUCACAAGAUCUUCGGCGCAAGCAAUGUCUCCAAGCUCCUCCACGAUAUCCCGCCUCACCAGAGGGAGGACGCCGUCAACUCUCUAGCCUACGAGGCGGAGGCCCGUGUCCGGGACCCCGUCUACGGCUGCGUGGGAGCGAUCACCUUCCUCCAAAGGCAGGUGGACCGCCUCCAAAAGGAGCUGGACGCCGCCAACGCUGACCUGAUCCGGUACGCCUGCAAUGGAGGCCUUCAUCAGCCCUCCACCAACCCUAUGGUGGUGCCGCCACCGCGACAACGGCCCAUCGUCGAGCACAACAGAAGGAUUGCAAAUGAUGGUGGUAGUGGAUUUUAUCAAACACCUUCUAGCUUCUCAUUUCCAUACUACAACUCUCCAUGGAAUGAUCAUUACGGCCCUCAUGGAGGAGGGUUUGGUGGAAGUAUUUGAUCAGCAAGAAGUUGAAAUGGGCUGAUGGAGAUCAUCAUCAUAACCCUAUUUAGGGUUUGUGUGGGGAAAUUAAUAGCUCAUGGAGAAGCCCUUUUCUUUGCUUUCACAUGGCAUCAACUUUCAUGAUCUCACCUACGUUUGUGCUCUUAACUAAGCCAUAAUACCUACCCUCUCAUGGAUUCUUGAUCUACCUAUACACCUAUAUAUCAAAUAUUUUGGUGUGAAUUGUGCAAGAACUUUUGUACAACUGAAGAAUGUAUGUGGGGGGGUUGUGAUCAGAAUAAAAAAGAAAAAAAGUGAGUGAUUUUUGUUUGUGUGAAGUGAUGAAAUUGUGUAAGAUCAUGAGACAGCUACAUGUAUUGAUAAUUCUUGUUGAGGACCACUA
Sesamum indicum (sesame) is the source of this 1241-nucleotide messenger RNA. Its product is annotated as LOB domain-containing protein 25. The record is from RefSeq and is a predicted model, not a curated record. NCBI's taxonomy places the organism in Eukaryota, Viridiplantae, Streptophyta, Magnoliopsida, Lamiales, Pedaliaceae.